Tribolium madens (black flour beetle) is the source of this 2374-nucleotide messenger RNA. RefSeq names its product glucose dehydrogenase [FAD, quinone]-like. Bases 45 to 2201 code for a protein of 718 amino acids. Gene Ontology annotation, molecular function: flavin adenine dinucleotide binding; oxidoreductase activity, acting on CH-OH group of donors. The record is from RefSeq and is a predicted model, not a curated record. The transcript has 3 exons. Lineage: Eukaryota; Metazoa; Arthropoda; Insecta; Coleoptera; Tenebrionidae.
UAACGUUAAUCCGAACCUGUUUUUUACUCAGUCAAUAGCUAGCGAUGGAGUGUGGUUGUGUGGCGCCCUACAUCGGUCCGUCUCUGGCGAACACCUGCGGGGGUGGCGCUUUUUUCCUCUUCAUGAGUCUUUUAGACACUUUUAUACGGAAUAAAUGCGACUUGUCCGAAAUCUGCCAAAGGGUCAUUCCGAAAACUCAGCCUGACAUAGAGUACGACUUUGUGGUGAUAGGGGGUGGCAGCGGUGGCGCAACGGCGGCAGGAAGACUGUCAGAAGUACCAGAAUGGAAAGUUUUGCUAAUCGAAGCUGGCGGUGAUGAACCACCAGGCUCCCAAGUACCAUCGAUGGUUAUAAGCUACCAUGGAGACCCACACAUGGACUGGAAUUACAAAACGGAACCGGAAAAACAAGCAUGUCUUGGAUUUCCAGAAAAGAGGUGUUCCUGGCCUAGAGGUAAAGUCUUAGGUGGCUGCAGUGUCAUCAAUGGGAUGAUGUACAUGCGAGGACAUCCCAAAGAUUAUGAUAAUUGGGCUACAAUGGGCAAUACGGGUUGGGGAUACCAAGAUGUGCUCCCAAUUUUCAAAAAAUCUGAGAAUAAUCUGCAGAUUGGGACUCUCGUUGAUGCUGCUUAUCAUGGUACUGGUGGGCCAAUGACCACUUCAAGAUUUCCGCAUCAUCCUGAAUUGGCAGAAGAUGUUAUGAAGGCGGCAAGGGAAUUGGGCUACCCUGUCAGUGACGAUUUGAAUGGGCGGCAAUAUCAUGGGUUUACUAUAGCUCAGUCGAGUGUGAGAAAUGGAUCUCGUUUAAGCAGCGCCCGAGCAUUCCUCCGUCCAGGCCGCGACCGCCCCAACCUCCACGUCAUGCUGAACUCCACCGCGACGAAAAUUCUAAUAAACACCAGCAACAACCAGAAGACAGUUUCAGGCGUCCAAUUCCUCUACAACAAUAAAUUACACACAGUCAGGGUAAAGCGGGAAGUCGUCGUUUCCGCAGGAGCCAUCAACUCGCCGCAAAUUCUCUUGUUAUCCGGCAUCGGCCCCAAAGAAGAAUUAGACAGAGUUAACAUUCAACAAGUUCAUCAACUUCCGGGCGUCGGCAGAAACCUCCACAAUCACGUCACGUUCUACAUGACGUAUGAAAUGAAAAAGCAGAAGGCUAUCCAUGACCUGGAUUGGGCGAACGCUCUGGAUUACAUUCUCAAUCGACGAGGCCCGAUGUCUUCUACGGGCAUGUCACAAGUCACGGCGAGGAUCAACUCAAAGUUCGCUGAUCCUUCUGGAACUCAUCCCGAUUUGCAGAUUUUCUUUGGCGGAUAUUUGGCGAACUGCGCCGCUUCCGGGGAAGUGCGGGCGGUUAAGGAUCCAAAAAAUCCAGACGCUCCGAAACACCUGACGAUUUCGCCCGUGGUGCUGCAUCCAAAGAGUAGAGGAUAUAUAGGAUUGAAGACAAACAAUCCAUUAGAUGCUCCGCUCAUGUAUGCCAACUAUUUGAGUGAACCGGAAGACGUCGCGACACUAGUCGAGGGAGUAAAAGUGACACAAAGAUUGGCCAAUACGAGCGUUCUUCAGAACAAGUAUGGCCUGACUUUGAUGCGCGAGGAAUACGGGGACUGCGAGAAAAAAUUCACAUAUGACUCAGAUGAUUUUUGGCAAUGCGCAGCUCGCUACUACACCGGGCCAGAAAACCACCAAGCUGGCUCAUGUAAGAUGGGUCCAGCCUCCGACCCUAUGGCUGUGGUCGACCCCAAACUCCAAGUAUACGGUAUUGAAGGUCUCCGGGUCAUGGAUGCUUCAAUAAUGCCCACACUAGUCUCUGGAAACACACACGCCACUAUUGUUAUGAUAGCCGAUAAAGGCGUCGAGUAUAUAAAACAAAAAUGGUUGCGUAGUGGGACUAUUGCUAACAGAUUUGGAGGAACGAAUCAAAAUAGUCAAAAUGCACCUCAGUUUUACCCAUCUGCUAGCUCAAACUAUCCCAAUUAUCCCAAACAGUACUAUCCGCACCAGUACCAACAGGGAGUUAAAAAUACGGGAAUUAGACAUAAUGAACAAUUCCAUAGAACUCAUCCUCAGAUGCCCAAUCCUUUCAUGUCGACACCUAGGCCACAAAGGCCGUUUAACCAGCAAGGGUAUCAAGGAUACCUACAUAAUUAUCCUGACUACCAACAUGACCAAGAAGUUAACAAUUACAAUUCAUAUUAAAAGUUUUAGUUAGGAAACACCUAUUUUUGGUGUUCAAAAGUUUUAGGUUCUUAAUAUAUUUUUUAUUUAUUUGUGCAAGCCACAAAACUAUGCGAAAGAACGGGGAAGUGGAUAAAGCAUUUUUUUAUUUUUAUUUUGUCAAUUCAGAAAUAAAUAUCUUACCAACAAUAAAA